AUGAACGCUCUGGGCGGCACAACGACAACCCCACAAGUCGAAGCUGAAGACGAUGAACAGGAUCUGGACGAUGUCGAUGAUGCCUCGACAAUUGUACCCCCGUCCCCGCUGAAUUCUCGCCGAAAUUCGCUUGCGCAUCAUGGUUCGCACAACAGCGGAAGUAAGCGGGACAAAACAGGCGAUGCUAUCAUUGCCAACCGUCACCAACGACGAGGAAGAAGAGAAGGAGAGAAACCUCCCGAGGAUGAAGAGUCAGAGUCGGAGUCAGGGUCAGCGGCCGAGAACGAGGCCGAAAAAACAUCAGCGCAAUUACCAUCGUCAAAAUUAUCUCCGCGCGUCGCCGUCAUACUCGGCGUCGAUCAGCUUUUGCGCAUCAGACCUGGCAUGUGGCGUGAGGGUUGGGUGGCUAUCAUCGUGAGCAGUGCAGCAGCGGAUUGGGAUGUGGAGAGGAGAUUUCGAGUCACAGAGGUCGCUUUGGCUAUUAUGUGGUGCUGCGCAUCAGCGUAUCUUUCCUACUUUUUCAUGGACUGUAUGAUGUCUCGAUGGCUCCUCAACUACAGCCCCCCCGCAGUCUUGAUUCGUCUUUUGGCCACAAACGGUCUUUUUGCCUACCUCACAUCUUCCGUUCUAUUCCUUUCUGGCGCCUCUUCCGAUCCACGGUUAUUAUUACCUGCUUGGAUUUCGAUAACCACUACACUAACAUUCCUCUACCACGCAACGCAAAACCACGCCAUGAUCAAACGCGAAACAACCGCUUCUCUUUCUGUCCUGUCAGUAGCGAGCUACAUCAGCAUGUCCCUAAUCCUUCUGCAAAUGCACUUGACACGAGAUAAUGAGCCGGAGGUGCCGGCUUUUGUCAUGGGUCAGAAGGUUUUGGAUUGGAUAGCGGCUGCUACAUCUACUACUAUAUCUUCUUCUUCUACUACUACUACUACGCUUGUGCCGGCGCAAGGGACGGGGGCCUAA
Talaromyces atroroseus is the source of this 966-nucleotide messenger RNA. RefSeq lists its product as hypothetical. The record is from RefSeq and is a predicted model, not a curated record. Gene Ontology annotation, biological process: protein N-linked glycosylation; cellular response to oxidative stress. Gene Ontology annotation, cellular component: endoplasmic reticulum membrane. The transcript has 5 exons. Bases 1 to 966 code for a protein of 321 amino acids. Lineage: Eukaryota; Fungi; Ascomycota; Eurotiomycetes; Eurotiales; Trichocomaceae.